Molecule: messenger RNA, 1238 nt
Organism: Thalassophryne amazonica
Lineage: Eukaryota; Metazoa; Chordata; Actinopteri; Batrachoidiformes; Batrachoididae
Product: zinc finger protein 569-like
Exons: 5
Coding region: 117-1223 (368 amino acids)
Biological process (GO): regulation of transcription by RNA polymerase II
Cellular component (GO): nucleus
Molecular function (GO): RNA polymerase II cis-regulatory region sequence-specific DNA binding; DNA-binding transcription factor activity, RNA polymerase II-specific
Source: RefSeq, a predicted model, not a curated record
CGAACUUAAGGCUACGAAGUCCAACACCUGAAGAUUGCGUUGAACCAGCGGCUAACUACUGCUAAUGAAGUGAUGUUUGAGUUAUUAGAAACAACAUCGCAGCGUGGAAAGAAUACAUGAGCUUAAAAGAAGGAAAGAAACACGUCCAAGAUGCUGUUUUCAAAACUGAAGUUUGUUGGGACAAAGCAGAGAUGCAGCAGCUCUUGAUGGGUAAAGAUGACAUUCUUCCUGAGCAGCAGGAAUGGAAUCAGAGUCUGGACCACAAGGACUCAGAGCUGCCAGCUAUUAAAGAGGAACAGGGGGAGCAUUGUAGUGAAGAUAAAGAAAAACCACAGUCAUCACAGCUUCAUCAAAGCCACAAAGAUGAGAGCACAGAAGUGGAGCUUUUCACCAGUAACUCAACUGAACCCAGAACACUGAAAACAGAAGCUAAUGGAGACGACUGUGAAGCAUCACAACAAGCCAGCAACUCUGGUCCAUGCAGACAUUUACAACCACAUACUGAUGACAUGCAGCAGUUGUUGGUAGCUAAAGAAGAAAUUCUCCCUGAACACCUGGAGUGGAAAAUGAGUGUUGAGCAGAAGGACAUUAAAGAGGAACAAGAGACACUCUGGAUAUGCCAGCAGGGACAGCAGCUUCACCAGCUGGAGGAGGCUGAUAUCACUAAGUUCCCUUUGACUGCUGUCCCUGUGAAGAGUGAAUAUGAUGAAAAACCAGAGUCAUCACAGGUUCAUCAAAGCCAAAGUGAUGAUGGCACAGAGGCUGAGCCUGUAACCAGCUGCUCAUCUGUCCACAGAACACUGACAACACAACCUCAUGGAGAGGGCUAUGGAGGACCACAACCAGCCAGCAACUCGGGUCCAAAUAGUCGUUUACAGCCAGAUACCAAUAGUAGGGGUUCAGAGAGUUCUGAGACUGACAACAGUUGUGAAUGGAAAUGGACAAGAGAACAAUCUUCAGGUUUUAACUGUCAAACAAAUAGCAAUGUCUCAAAACAACAUAUAGGAAUGCAAGCAAGUGAAAAACCAUUUAACUGUUCUGAAUGUGGAAAAAGUUUUGGACAGAAGAGCAAUCUGAUCACACAUCUGAGAAUUCAUACAGGAGAGAAACCAUUUGUUUGUUCUGACUGUGGUAAGCGAUUUGGACAGAAGAGCAGUCUGAUCAAACAUAUGAGAAUUCAUACAGGCGAGAAAGGCGAGAGCCCUCGGAUACAAUGCCAAUAAUGAUUAAUGAUUAGG